CACGUGACUCACGUUUCCAGGCAACGGGGAAAGUUUGUAGGGGGCGGGGCCAGGAACUAAGAAGAAGGAGAUCCAGCUUCCUUCAGAGUCUAUAUAGAUAGAUAUGCCAUCAUGUGCCCUGCAUUCCAAUCAGACCUCAAACCAGAGCUCCCGAGAGACCCAUACGACAGCUUCAUGCGUCAUCACCUGAGGUACUAUGGAUAUUUUAAAGAAAAUAAAGCAAAUGAAGAAGACAUUUUGCUGCAAGCAGCCCGACGGAACAGGAGACGGGGACAUGUAGAUUCUGAGAGCAAUUCAGACCGACUGUCCUCUGCGGAUGACCAGAAGAAGCUCAUUUACUCGCUGUUGCAGGAGAGCGCUGUGUUUAAAACCAGGCAGGUUGUGUUUGAUAACCAAAAGGGUCAGAUCAUCCCACGUCUCAGCGAACCCAGAGAUUUGUUUUCCACAUCCUUACAAAGCAACCUCCUGAGACCUCCACGCUGGCCGACAGAAUGUGAAGUCACUACUGAAAAGAUCAGUCUCAUUGAAUGGGAGCCACCACACCCAGAGGUCUUCUACAGACAUACAGGGAAGGAACCAAUGCCGCAAGUAUUAGCAGAAGGGGAAGGCAAAUUGGUAUAUGAAAUCAGCCCAGCUUACAAAGGAUCCUGCUAUACUGGUUCCCGGACUGGUGGGCGCCGCUGUCUUAGUAAUAUGCCGUAUACAAUGUUGGAUGGAAAGAAUAACAACAACUUGAAGUUCGAAUCACGAUUUGAAAGUGGUAAUCUCCAAAAGGCUGUGAAAGUGGGGAUGUAUGAAUAUGAGCUGACCCUACGCACUGAUCUUUACACCAGCAAGCAUACUCAGUGGUUCUACUUCCAGGUGAAGAACACAAAAAAGUUGGUCCCGUACCGUUUCACUAUCACAAACCUGAUGAAGAGCAACAGCCUCUACAACACGGGUAUGAAGCCUCUGAUGUACUCUGAGCAUGAUGCCUCACUCAGGGGAGAAGGAUGGAAAAGGGAAGGGAAAGACAUUAAGUAUUAUCGGAGCUCCAGAUCUCAGGAAGGCGGCACUCUGUAUUGUCUGACAUGGACCUUUGAGUUCCCGCACGACAAUGACACCUGCUACUUCGCUCACUGUUAUCCAUACACAUACUCUGACCUGCACAGGGACCUCCAGAGAUGGACUCAUGACCCUUCAUGCUCCCAGUACUGCAAGCUCCGGGCCCUGUGCAGGAGUUUGGCAGGUAACACUGUCUACUUGCUGACGGUCACUUCCCCCUCCAUAAACCCUGCAUCAACAGUCAGUAAGAAGGUUGUGGUGGUGACUGCAAGAGUGCACCCGGGAGAAACCAAUGGAUCAUGGAUGAUGAAAGGCUUCCUGGACUUCCUCCUCAGUGACUCCCCUGAUGCUCAGCUACUAAGGGAUACGUUUAUUUUUAAAGUGAUUCCCAUGCUCAACCCCGAUGGCGUGAUUGUUGGGAACUACCGCUGCUCCUUGUCUGGUAGAGAUCUGAAUAGGAACUAUAGGAGCAUGCUGAAAGACUCCUUCCCCUGUAUUUGGUACACACGGGCGAUGAUUAAAAGGAUUUCUGCAGAACGAGAGGUUCUUCUGUACUGUGACUUUCACGGGCACAGCCGGAAAAGCAACGUGUUCAUGUAUGGCUGCAAUAAUAAGGGUCAGCCAGAGUACAAACUGCACGAGAGGAUCUUCCCUCUGAUGCUGAGCAAAAACGCCCCAGACAAGUUCUAUUUUAAGGGCUGUAAGUUUAAAGUACAGAAAGGUAAAGAAGGCACCGGCCGGAUAGUAAUGUGGAGGCAUGGCAUCAGGAACAGCUACACCAUGGAAUCUACGUUUGGUGGCUCCACAUUAGGGGACAGAAAGGGAACUCAUUUUACAGCAGGUGACCUGAAAUCGAUGGGUCACCACUUCUGUGACACACUGCUGGACUUCUGCGAUCCCGACAAUACCAAGGUCCAGGUCUGCUUGUCCGAGAUCAAGACUUUAGUGCAGGAAGAAAUAAGAGAGAAACUGAAACAGCUUGGACGGAACAUUGAUUCGGAUGUGAAUUUGAGCGACAUAUCAUUGUCGGAUAUUGAAUCAAGCACCAGUGGAUCAAAUAGCUCUGAAUCUGAUGGACUCCCAGCACAUCUGCUUAACAUGGCGCAUAAGUUUUAUAAGAAGAAAAAACGCCUGCGAUCACGCAAGGAGAGGAACCACAUGUACCAGAAACGCAGUUCCAAACACAAGCCAAAGUCACGUGACAAUGUGGUGAGAACAUCUACGGACAUUGCUGAAUUCGCUAACCAAACAGCCAAAUCCACUCUGUCUAAAACUUCUGGUACGGCAAAUGCAGAGAAAAGAAAGUUGAAGAUGAAGUCCCAGGAAAGUUCCUUGUCCCAGACUGAAGUGGCUGAGGAAGCGCCAGUGCAGACAGCGGAAAAACCCUUCCUGUCCUAUGUACGCAAGCCAGAGUCUGUUUCCGUGAAGACCCAACUCAUCAACAGACUACCAACCUCUUUCAUUGGAGACUUCUCCACAAUGGACCAUGUCUGUCCUCGCCAUGCCGCAGUGAAGGCCCGAGAACCUACUAGUGGCAAUCGCCUUCCUCUCAUUAUAACAGUCAUUCAGCGUGCCAACUUACCUCCUUUCUCCAAAGAGCACUCACCAAUCAAGCAACACCUCCCGCCUUUUCAUGCCAUGCUCGAUUACAGUGACAAAAACCACGUGACUGAUCACGUGCUCAAACGAGAAAAAUCGUUUACAUCAAGGGCUCUGGUACCUGCCGUGGGGACAAAGCCAUACAGGUUUGCAUCAACUAUGGAAAAGCAGAAACACGUUGAACCAUCUGCGUUAACCAUUGAUCUACAGUUGAGCCCUAAGUUUCGCAGGACCUCUAAAUUGACUCAAGAGUCACUCAUUGCUGUAGUGACUUCUAACUAUUUGGAUAGCUUUCUGCAGAAACCAAAGAGCGAUAUAUCAGAUUAUACAAGGUCAUUGCCAACUAUUAAGAAGUCAGAAUCCUUCAUCACAAGUUCUCGAGAAGACUUAACACUUUCAAAGAAAUCUACAAUGUGAGCCAGAUUUUCAAAACACAAACAUGCCAAUCUGCAGACCACCUCACACUUCGUGCCAGCAAUGAUGAAGAUUGGAGGAGAGUGAAUCAUGAUUUGGCAAAGUCCAUACAAGGCCGGGACAUCAGCGCAAAUACCCAAUGAUCGCCAACGGCACACAGCUGCGGUAUCCUUACACUACAGCCAGAAAUGAGGGCGUCUGACAACUUCAGCUUUAAUCAGUAAAUUGAUUUCAUGCCAGUCCAGUAUUUUCUGUUUAUUGCUCAAUAAACUGUAAUUGAAGGUG
Pseudophryne corroboree (corroboree frog) is the source of this 3342-nucleotide messenger RNA. It is a transcript of the gene AGBL2, whose product is annotated as AGBL carboxypeptidase 2. Bases 112 to 3060 code for a protein of 982 amino acids. Lineage: Eukaryota; Metazoa; Chordata; Amphibia; Anura; Myobatrachidae. Gene Ontology annotation, molecular function: zinc ion binding; metallocarboxypeptidase activity. Gene Ontology annotation, biological process: proteolysis. The transcript has 22 exons. The record is from RefSeq and is a predicted model, not a curated record.